CAGACGCCCCCGGCCCAGCGGGAGACAGCGACCUUGACUCCCCUCCCCAUCUUCAGGCUGCAGGCUCCUCCUCCACUGACAUCAGAGCCGCACUCGGGGCGGAGAGAGGCCCACAGCCCAGGGCCGGCAACCGAGCCAGCGGCGGGAGGACAGGCGCAGAGGGAGCGCAGCGCUAGCUACCUCCGCCUCGCAGCCAGCUCGGCGGGGCAGACGCAGACGGUGACCAGACGUUGUGUGUGCUGCUGUCUGGCCUGCAAGGUAGAGCCCUGGCUGUGGCCGGGGGCCAGUGGGCCAUGCCAGGGGCAGUGGAAGGCCCCAGGUGGAAACAAGCGGAGGACAUUAGGGACAUCUAUGACUUCCGAGAUGUUCUGGGCACAGGGGCCUUUUCUGAGGUAAUCCUGGCAGAGGACAAGAGGACCCAGAAGUUGGUGGCCAUCAAAUGCAUCGCCAAGAAGGCCCUGGAGGGCAAAGAGGGCAGCAUGGAGAACGAGAUCGCAGUCUUGCACAAGAUCAAGCACCCCAAUAUUGUAGCCCUGGAUGACAUCUACGAGAGUGGGGGCCACCUCUACCUCAUCAUGCAGCUGGUGUCGGGCGGGGAGCUGUUUGACCGCAUCGUAGAGAAAGGAUUCUACACGGAGCGGGACGCCAGCCGCCUUAUCUUCCAGGUGCUAGAUGCUGUCAAGUACCUGCAUGACCUGGGCAUUGUGCACCGGGACCUCAAGCCGGAGAACCUGCUGUAUUACAGCCUGGAUGAAGACUCCAAAAUCAUGAUUUCCGACUUUGGCCUCUCCAAGAUGGAGGACCCGGGCAGUGUCCUCUCCACAGCCUGUGGGACUCCAGGAUAUGUGGCCCCUGAGGUCCUGGCCCAGAAGCCCUACAGCAAAGCUGUGGACUGCUGGUCCAUUGGGGUCAUUGCCUACAUUCUGCUCUGCGGCUACCCCCCCUUCUAUGACGAGAAUGAUGCCAAACUCUUUGAACAGAUUUUGAAGGCUGAGUACGAGUUUGACUCUCCUUACUGGGACGACAUCUCUGACUCUGCCAAAGAUUUCAUUCGGCACUUAAUGGAGAAGGAUCCAGGGAAGAGGUUUACCUGUGAGCAGGCCUUGCAGCACCCAUGGAUAGCAGGCGAUACGGCUCUAGAUAAGAAUAUCCACCAGUCUGUGAGUGAACAGAUCAAGAAGAACUUUGCCAAGAGCAAGUGGAAGCAAGCCUUCAAUGCCACGGCAGUGGUGCGGCACAUGAGGAAGCUACAACUGGGCACCAGCCAAGAGGGCCAGGGACAGACGGCAAGUCAUGGGGAGCUGCUGACACCAACAGCUGGGGGGCCAGCAGCUGGCUGCUGUUGCUGCGAAUGCUGUGUGGAGCCAGGCCCAGAACUGCCCCCACAGCUCUAGGGUCCUGGAUUAGAUGUCAGGAUUUCUUCUGUGGGAAGGGCUGGGAGCAGCCUGCUCCCGGCCCCUCCCUAACUGGGGAGUUAUCCUGCCCCAUCCCCUCCUCAACCCUUUCCUUCUCAUUCCUCAUUGCAUUUUCCAUACAAAUGUUUCUAUUUUAUUGUUCCUUCUUGUAAUAAAGGGAAGAAGAUAAAACCAUA
This is a messenger RNA of Jaculus jaculus (lesser Egyptian jerboa), 1591 nucleotides long. RefSeq names its product calcium/calmodulin dependent protein kinase I (gene Camk1). Lineage: Eukaryota; Metazoa; Chordata; Mammalia; Rodentia; Dipodidae. The transcript is spliced from 13 exons. Gene Ontology annotation, cellular component: intracellular anatomical structure. Gene Ontology annotation, biological process: peptidyl-serine phosphorylation. The record is from RefSeq and is a predicted model, not a curated record. The coding region runs from base 294 to 1394 and encodes 366 amino acids. Gene Ontology annotation, molecular function: calcium/calmodulin-dependent protein kinase activity; ATP binding; calmodulin binding.